CCGGCGCUUUACGGCUGCCUCUCCCAGACUAGAGCCCCGGAUCGCCCACCGCCGUCGGCCGGCCGUGUCUCUGAGAGAGUCGGCCCUGCGGAGAACUCGAGGCCCGGCGCGUCGCUGCCCUCUCUGCCUCGCCCGUCUCGGCCCGCGGCGAUGUGAGCUCGAGGAGGCAGCGGUGCCCCUGGCCCGGGGUUGAGACGGGCGGCAGGUGCCUGUGAGGCGGGCGGGUGCCGGGGCCCGCAGGAUGGAGGAGAGCAUGGAAGAGGAAGAGGGGGGCAGCUACGAGGCGAUGAUGGACGACCAGAACCACAACAACUGGGAGGCCGCGGUGGACGGCUUCCGGCAGCCCCCGCCACCCCCGCCGCCGCCGUCGAUGCCAGCCCCUGCCCGAGAGCCUCCGGGGGGUCAGCUGCUGGCGGUGCCCGCCGUCCCUGUGGACAGGAAAGGCCCCAAGGAGGGGCUCCCGAUGGGGCCGCCGCCGCCGCCGGAGGCCAAUGGGGUGAUCAUGAUGCUGAAGAGCUGCGACGCGGCCGCCGCCGUGGCCAAGGCGGCCCCUGCCCCCACUGCCAGCUCCACCAUCAACAUCAACACCUCCACCUCCAAGUUCUUAAUGAAUGUUAUAACUAUUGAAGAUUAUAAGAGCACAUACUGGCCAAAAUUGGAUGGUGCCAUAGAUCAACUUUUAACCCAGAGUCCUGGUGACUAUAUCCCCAUAUCCUAUGAACAGAUAUACAGUUGUGUGUAUAAAUGUGUAUGCCAGCAGCACUCGGAACAGAUGUAUAGUGAUCUGAUUAAAAAGAUAACUAAUCACUUAGAGAGAGUCUCAAAGGAGCUGCAGGGCAGCCCUCCAGAUCUCUAUAUUGAAAGAUUUAAUAUAGCUCUUGGACAAUAUAUGGGAGCAUUGCAGAGCAUUGUGCCUCUUUUCAUAUAUAUGAAUAAGUUUUACAUCGAAACCAAGCUUAACAGAGACUUAAAAGAUGACCUUAUAAAGCUGUUUACGGAACAUGUUGCAGAAAAGCACAUUUACAGCCUAAUGCCUUUACUUUUAGAAGCCCAGUCAACACCAUUUCAGGUCACACCUUCAACUAUGGCAAACAUCGUGAAAGGCCUCUAUACUCUCCGACCAGAGUGGGUUCAGAUGGCUCCAACUCUAUUUUCUAAAUUUAUUCCAAACAUUCUCCCUCCGGCGGUGGAGUCUGAACUUUCUGAAUAUGCUGCUCAAGAUCAGAAACUUCAGAGAGAACUUAUUCAGAAUGGCUUUACGAGAGGUGACCAGUCCCGGAAGAGAGCUGGGGAUGAGUUGGCCUAUAACAGCUCAUCAGCAUGUGCAAGUUCCAGGGGGUACAGAUAGUGAAUGUAUUGAAUGUACUUUCCUUCCUAAAAAGAGGACACACUGGAGCUGCAGAGACUGUAUUCAGAGCACAGUGGGGGCCUGCAGACACUCAGGAGCUCUGUCACAAAGCUGGUCUUGGAAGAGGAUGUUGGACUUCUUACUUUGGUUUGUAAUUUUAAAAAACAAACUAACAAAAAACAAAAACUUAAAAACUGUUGCUGCUAGACUUGGGGGUGAUUUUGAAAUGGGACAAUCUUUUAAUGAGUUUUAUCUACAGAUUCUGUGAGGAACAAGCAUCUUGGAAAGUGACCAUUGCUAAGUGAAACCUGACAGUCAAAAUCAGCAGCUUCUUCUCAACAUAGAAGAUCAGAAGAAUCUUUUUUUUUUUUUUUAAGCACUUGUUUUGUUCCUUUGUGGAAUUAGCACUUCAGUGUAUUGGUUUCACAUGUCAAGAUAACUUUUGCUUUAAAACAAAGCAAACCAUUACAGUACAGUAUUUUUGCCCAUAACCAAAACAACCCCUUUUAAAAGAGUUGGUCUUUGUUGAGCAUUAGAAAAAAGUCUUGCUAAAAGAAAACACUAACUCUGCUUUCACUAGAAUUCCAACCCCCCCCAUCAAUUCACAAGUUUUUUCUACUUUGUGCCUUGAACUUUGUGCACUUUGCAACCAUGUGACCAUGUUGUCAAACUCAGAAAUGUUUUCUGGAGUUUAUGGUAUCCCAGACUGACCCGCCAAAAUGUAAGGUGUGACUUUGUAGCAGGAUGCUAGUUAAGUGGGAAAAUAGAAACAUGUUGCACAUUGGUCAGAAUUCCUCCUGCUUCACCAGGGCACAUUCAUGUUAAUGUUAGGGACCAACUCUCGUAGAGCAUUUCCAUUCUCUCUGUUGCUUAACAUGAUUUCACCAGCUGCUGUAGUAUUGGCAGUACUCUAGUUUAAGGGUGGGUGGUACUUUAGCCCUAAAGCACCCCUUUUAAUAUUGUUGUGAAUUAUCCAACAGUAGGAGCUACUUCCUGUGUCUCUCUAGGAAGCAGAUAUAGUUAUUAAAUCCAAAUAUAAUCAGUGGUUUGGGGUUCCUGAUUCAUUUCAUUUUCAAUGGGUGAGAUAAGUACUUAUAAUGUUUAAAAGAUGCCGACUUCUUUUUAUUUGAGUGUAAUAGGGAAGAAGUAGCACUGCUCUUUUAAGUGUCCCUUCCAGUGGUGGCAAAGCUGUAUUUUCUGCUUCUCCACAACCGCAAAGCUGUUUAGUUCUGCAUAAAAGUCUCUGAAGCUUAUUCUUGUUUUUGAAAUGCAGGUUUUUCAUAGAGCUGCCUGUGCAAGUUCAGUUUAUCCUUUCUUGGGGAGUGGGAUGGGUGGGAGAGUUGGAAGUGGGAUCUUGGGAGCAAGUAAGUUAUCUAAACGUAGAAGUCCUUGAUUUGCAAAAUUAUUAUAUAGAGAAGUAAAAGUAAAGGUUGUCAGACUUUUUUUUAAACACUUAUCAACCAGAGUUGGUAGAUUUUGUGGAGGACUUUAAUUGGACUCAGUUAACUCUGUGAGCAUCUUGUUUGCAUUGAUGAACACUGAAUUACUGUAAGAACAUAUACAGGCUGUCACUAUGACCUAUACAGUUUGAUUUGCUAUACCAGUAACAUUCUGUUAUCAAAGAAGAAUUCCAAUUUAUCAUGAGGUCCAAAUUGGAUGCUUGCUGCAGGCUUACGAAUAACACCUGGAACUGAAGUCUCUCCUGAGUGAUUUUAAUAUUUGUGAAAGGAAUAAAAUUGGGAUGUUUCUUUAAAUUUAGAUGAAUUCUUCAGUAUCCUAGUAAUAUACCCAAAUUCUUUUUCUGGUUGAGAACAUUCUGUUUUGGCCAACAACAGAAUAAUUUUCCCUAUGAAAACAUUUAUUAUGAUGUGAAUUGGCAUUAAAAUCUUUGGAUGUUUUUGCAUUAUUAAGUUAAUGGAGAAAUAUUUUAUAUUCUUUUUAUUAUUGUGUAUGUGUUAACAAAAAGUGGGUAAAGUUUGCAAAAUUUAGUUUCUCUAAAUUUUUGCACAGUGACUGCAAGGUCAGGGCUUGGUACUGCAGAGCCAUGACUGGAAGGCCCUGUAGGAAGGGUGUACACAUUCUCCCAGUGCUUGUGUCCUGGUUGUUACUCAUCUUGGCCCCUUGAGGUAAAAUGUAGUAUAAAGAACCUAUUUAUUUUAAGUCAAAAUUCAUUUUGCUUAUUUAUUGGGAUUCUUGGCAAAAUUUUUAGUUUGUAACAUGAGAAGAAAUAAAAUUCAUCCCCCCUCCCCAUUUUGUAUCAACUAAGUACUGUGUGCCAGAAAGUAUUUUCUUCUCAUGUUUACUUGUAUCCUUCUUGCCAGUACAGUAUACAGUUUUUCCACCUGAAUUAAAUACUGGCUUUUGUAUCAGAUCAUCUUUGAAGGCCCGAAUCUUCGAAGACAAAAAAUUAUACAUGCAGGUUGAUUGUCUGGUUAAUAAACACAUGCAGUUGAUUUGGCUCAACUAACUGGGAUGUGUGUGCAGCCUGAAAUCAGACCCUUAAAAAGAAAGCCAGGUCAGUCAUCUUGAAAUAAUGACAGGUAAAAGUAAAUAGAUGAUCAUUGUUUUGAGAGAAGGUAUGUAUUUUAAAGGUUGGCCUUUAGCUUCAGUAACUGUCAUUUCAUGACCUCUGUUAUCACAGUUGUACCCUAACCUGGCAGGAAUUAGUUCUUUGUUUUCUUUGGUGGAGAAAGCAAAACCAGGUGUCAUGACCCAUAGCCUGAUAGUUCUUAGGCAGAGUUAGUAAGAAGAAACACAUGGAUUCAUGAGUUGUGCAUUAGUAAAUUUUGUGGAAAAGUUACUUUUUUUUCUGUUCCUUUUACAAAUUGCAGCAGUUACCCUCCCUUUCUUUGGGGUCUAGGAUGAAAGCUAACUUGUGGGUAGAUGAGAUUGCAGAAGAAUAGAUGCCCUUGGCCGUGAACACUGCACAUGCAUCUCUAGUGCUCAGACCUGUACCAUGGCCACUCUCCUUGCUGUCUGCCAUGCUUUCUGUUGGGUUGCAAAUUUGCACACAUAGAUAAUUCCUCAGGAAGAGUUUGCACUUGCAUCACCUUGCAAUAGUGUGUACUGACCAAACAAGGGAUUUGAGAGUUUUUCAGCACAAAAGGAUAACUUUAGAGUGGUGGUCUGUACAUGUUACUAGCAAAGGUAAUGGUGAUCUAUCUAGCAAACAAAAUUGGUUUCUGCAGUUAUAAAGUGAGCAGGAGCACUUGUAUCAUAGUAUUUAAAUAAUCCUGUUUAAUCUCCCUUUUAAACAGAGUUAACCCUUCCAGAUUUUGUCUUCUUCUUAUUGAGGCUGGCUGUAUUUUCUUCUGGUUUUUUUUUUUUCAUGGUAUAGCAGAUAAUUAUUUCUGUGAUUAUUAUGCAAGAGACAUUGCCCUUGAACUAAAAAUCAGUUUUUAAAUAAGCAGCUAUUAUUAAAAUAACUGAACAUUGUUUUAUGAAUAUAUACUAAUCUAAGAUAUUAAAAAACUUACAACUAAAAGGCAAAACAAAAAACCUACAUUAACUAUCCAAGCAUUGUUUGGAUGUUGUGAGUUGAUUUUUUUAUGGUGUCUCAUUGAGCUUUUUAGCUUGGAAUAUUAUGUUUACUUUAAUCCAAUUCUAGGCCUCUUAAAGGGACAUUAAAAUUCUAGGUCAGAGUAUGAAUACCUUGAUUGACACCUAUUAUAAGAGGUUUAUAGGACCCUUUUGGUUGUGAUUACUGCUUUCAGUGAGAUUGUGUAAGAUGAAGUUUACUUUCAUCAGAAAUUAAAAUGGUCAUAGGAGUUCAUGGAGAAAUGACUCUCCUACUACUUUCAUUACCUGGCCACUAGAGUAUAUGAAAGGAGCCCUGUUCUUUUCCAAGGGAAAUGAUUCCUCUUCUAUACCCACUAUUAAUGAAUUAAAGUCACUGGCACCUUCCCUCCUACACUGGCCGAGAGACCCUAUUUUGAAACCUCUUUUCCAGAGGCAUGAGAACAUACACUAUUUCUGCUUAUGUUGAUGGAGUGUCUGUGGGAAAAUUGAAAGAAAGUGCUAAUCAGAGAUCCAUUCUUAUAGAACCCUACCAUAUAUUGCAACCCUGCUGGUUGGAAAUUAUCUUCAUUUCUGGUUGGACUGCAUUGUUUAGAAAAAUGUUAAUGGCUUACAAUUCCGGGAAAUUUAUAGUGUGGCUCUGAGGUUAAGAAUUCUGUGGUUUGGAAAAAAAUAAAUAUUUUGUAUUGAUUUUCACAUGUAUUUUAAUGUUGUGACUAUGUACUAAAUGCAAUAAGACUGUGGAUAUUCUCUUAGAAGGGUGUGUUUUGUUAAACAGAUGGCAAUUUACUUACUCUCAUUAGUCCUAUUAAUAUUACAGCUGUGCAAUUCAGGAAGAAUUAUUCAAAUGUGAGGUUGUGGGGAGUUAUAGCUAGAAACAGGAAUGCUGAUGAAUAAUUUGGAGGUCAAGUGCAGGCAAGAGGCUUCUGCCACCUACCAGCACAGCCAGAGCAGGGAUGAAUAAAUUAAGUCUAGUCCCUGGUGGUGCUUGUUUGUCAAAAGGCAUGGUGGGCUCAGAACAGGGUAUACUGUACAUCAACUCUUUUAUUAAUCCAAGAAAAACAAAACGGUGGAUGAAACCCUUACUGACCUGGGAUACAAAGCCACUGACUUUGGCUCUGACCUUUAACUCUUGGCAGAUUUUGAAUUGCUCUUUCUGUAUUAGAGUGUAUACUAUCACUCUAAAACAUUGUGGUUUAUGAAAUAAAUCUUGUACAGAUGUC
Cynocephalus volans (Philippine flying lemur) is the source of this 6087-nucleotide messenger RNA. It is a transcript of the gene CACUL1, whose product is annotated as CDK2 associated cullin domain 1. Gene Ontology annotation, biological process: positive regulation of protein kinase activity; G1/S transition of mitotic cell cycle; ubiquitin-dependent protein catabolic process. The record is from RefSeq and is a predicted model, not a curated record. NCBI's taxonomy places the organism in Eukaryota, Metazoa, Chordata, Mammalia, Dermoptera, Cynocephalidae. Gene Ontology annotation, molecular function: ubiquitin protein ligase binding; protein kinase binding. The coding region runs from base 242 to 1348 and encodes 368 amino acids. The transcript is spliced from 9 exons.